Messenger RNA from Drosophila virilis, 1770 nucleotides. RefSeq names its product alpha-Tubulin at 84B (gene alphaTub84B). Gene Ontology annotation, cellular component: microtubule; cytoplasm. Gene Ontology annotation, biological process: mitotic cell cycle; microtubule cytoskeleton organization. Gene Ontology annotation, molecular function: structural constituent of cytoskeleton; GTP binding. The record is from RefSeq and is a predicted model, not a curated record. NCBI's taxonomy places the organism in Eukaryota, Metazoa, Arthropoda, Insecta, Diptera, Drosophilidae.
UUUCAUUAUACGUUUGUGAAGCCUCAUAGCCGGUAAUUCGAACGUAGAUUCUCUCCGAGAUAGACCUGAAGCAGUUGCUCUACAGAUUUCUGUGAAUUUUCAUUGUCGUGUGUGAAAAAAAACAUAAAAACUCAAUAUGCGUGAAUGUAUCUCUAUCCACGUUGGACAGGCUGGUGUCCAGAUCGGCAACGCCUGCUGGGAGUUGUACUGCCUGGAGCACGGUAUCCAGCCCGAUGGACAGAUGCCGUCCGAUAAGACCGUCGGUGGUGGCGAUGAUUCGUUCAACACCUUCUUCAGCGAGACCGGCGCUGGCAAGCAUGUGCCCCGUGCUGUGUUUGUCGAUCUGGAGCCGACAGUGGUUGAUGAGGUGCGCACCGGCACAUACCGUCAGCUGUUCCAUCCCGAGCAGUUGAUCACUGGAAAGGAAGAUGCCGCCAACAACUACGCUCGUGGUCAUUACACCAUUGGCAAGGAGAUUGUCGAUCUGGUGCUGGAUCGCAUCCGCAAGUUGGCUGAUCAGUGCACUGGUCUGCAGGGCUUCCUGAUCUUCCACUCUUUCGGUGGCGGCACUGGCUCUGGCUUCACCUCGCUGCUGAUGGAGCGUCUGUCGGUGGACUAUGGCAAGAAGUCCAAGCUGGAAUUCGCCAUCUACCCAGCACCUCAGGUGUCCACUGCUGUCGUCGAGCCCUACAACUCGAUUCUGACCACGCAUACGACUCUGGAGCACUCCGACUGCGCCUUCAUGGUCGACAAUGAGGCCAUCUACGAUAUCUGCCGUCGUAACCUGGACAUCGAGCGUCCCACAUACACCAAUCUGAAUCGUCUGAUUGGUCAGAUUGUGUCUUCGAUCACAGCCUCGCUGCGUUUCGAUGGUGCCCUGAAUGUCGAUCUGACUGAAUUCCAGACCAACUUGGUGCCCUACCCACGUAUCCACUUCCCACUGGUCACCUACGCCCCGGUCAUAUCCGCGGAGAAGGCCUACCACGAGCAGCUGUCGGUGGCUGAAAUCACCAACGCCUGCUUCGAGCCAGCCAACCAGAUGGUCAAGUGCGAUCCCCGUCACGGCAAGUACAUGGCCUGCUGCAUGUUGUAUCGCGGCGAUGUUGUGCCCAAGGAUGUCAACGCCGCUAUUGCAACCAUCAAGACCAAGCGUACCAUUCAGUUUGUCGACUGGUGUCCAACUGGCUUCAAGGUAGGCAUCAACUACCAGCCACCCACUGUUGUGCCCGGUGGCGAUUUGGCCAAGGUGCAGCGUGCCGUUUGCAUGUUGUCUAACACCACGGCCAUUGCCGAGGCCUGGGCCCGUCUGGAUCACAAGUUUGACUUGAUGUACGCCAAGCGUGCCUUCGUCCACUGGUACGUCGGUGAGGGUAUGGAGGAAGGCGAGUUCUCAGAGGCCCGUGAGGAUUUGGCUGCCCUGGAGAAGGAUUACGAGGAGGUCGGCAUGGACUCUGGCGAUGGUGAGGGCGAGGGUGCCGAGGAGUACUAAACACGCUCCACACUUCCAGCCCGCACAGAGCAAGCGUCAUUGGUGGGCGUUGAGCACGUCGAAACCAAUGCCCACGCAUUGCCUUCGUUAACAAGAAAAAAUUCAUAAAAAAAAACACACUGGAGUAAACGAUGGGGAAACCUAUAAAGUAUUUUAUUGACAGAAAGACAAAAAAAAAUAUAUACACAGCAGAUAAAAAAAAAGAAUAUCAAAAAAUCAGCUCUAAAAUUGUGUACGAAAUAAAAGUCAGCGAAUAGUCAGUGUUGCCAGCAGAAAAAAAA